Molecule: messenger RNA, 2777 nt
Organism: Truncatella angustata
Lineage: Eukaryota; Fungi; Ascomycota; Sordariomycetes; Amphisphaeriales; Sporocadaceae
Exons: 4
Coding region: 110-2545 (811 amino acids)
Biological process (GO): regulation of DNA-templated transcription
Molecular function (GO): DNA-binding transcription factor activity, RNA polymerase II-specific; zinc ion binding
Source: RefSeq, a predicted model, not a curated record
GGCCCUCGUUUCCCUUGUCCCCUUGGAUGCGCGCCGGCCUCGACUGACGUCCCCCCUGCUCGUUCCUGAUCUGGGUUCCAUAAAUUCCUCAAAUUAAAAUCAAAUCAAUAUGUCAGAGGCACAGGAACCGCGGAUACAGCCAUUGGCACAAGCUCAGGCAGAGGUACAGAUACAGGCAAAGGGACAGGCACAGGCACAGGCACAGGCACGCACGUCGUCUCAACCACAACCUGUCCUUGCUCUUCCUGAUAUUGUUAACAAGGACACAAGUAGCAGUAGUCAUGGCACCAAUUUACCUGCUCUUGUGAGUAGUAAUCUGCCUGCCAUUUCCGCAUUGGACAGAAACCCGUCACAGCGGUCACAAGCCCCCGGCGAGAGCGAGACACAUACGCAACCUUCACCCGCGACGCACGAUCAAGCUCGAGCACAUGAUACGAAGCCAGAAGAGCACUACUAUCAGCAAGAGAACCUGCGACUAGAGGGGGUAGGCUCGGUAACCAAUCCACAAAAGUUGCAUGGAGUGAUUGAGGCUGUCGGAGCAAGAGAAGCAGAGAAAGACGUUAAUAUCCCGGCGGCGGACGUGAACAAAUUCACUCUGAAGAUAUUUCCAUCAUUGCCACCAAUCUCUGAAACGAUUCCGACCCCGACUAAUCAUACUACACUUCUUGCACCUACUGUCUCUACCGACCCCUCCAGCGCAAGCUCAGGCUCGGCCCCGACUUCAGACCCGACACAUUCCAACGUCGUGCCUGCUGAAGUCCACGGCACACUGCAGACGGGCUCGGCGCCAUUGCCUCCUAACCCACCACCAGCCAUGUCGAACCCGCCACAUCAUCCAGGUCAUGGAAGACCGCCUGUCGGGUUUCCGAGCCCAACAUACGGUUCGCAGGGCAUAUAUGGCUAUGGAAGCCCCUCUGGCGCCACUGGCGAUCCAUAUCGUGGUCAUCCGGGCGGUCACCAACCUAUGUCACUACCGAGCAUGCGCACCUUCGACCCGGUACAGCAGCAGCAGGCGCAACAGGCCCCGAUGGCACAACAAAUGAUGCAAGUGCAGGCCAGCAUGCCUCCAUACUACGGACAUGCGGUUCCUCUCGCAGGGAAUCCGUACAGCUUGCCGCCAGAAGCCAUGGGGUCAAGAUACGCACUGCCACCGUCCGAUCCCAGGUUUCUAGGCAAUCCCCGCAACAAGAAGGAGAUCAAACGUCGAACGAAAACGGGCUGCUUGACAUGCCGCAAGCGCAGGAUAAAGUGCGACGAACAGCAUCCUGUUUGCAAGAAUUGCCAAAAGUCUAAGCGCGAAUGUUUAGGUUACGACCCAAUCUUCAAGCAACAGCAGCAGCAUCCUAGCAACAUACAACCAGCACUAAAUAGCAGCCAUCCGGCACCUGCUACCUCUGUUCCUUCCAACGGUCCUCCGCUGCCGUCACCAUCGGCGUCGACAGCUCCAAGCAGCACCGCUACGUACGGCUCGCUGCCUUCUGUCCUGCCCAGCUCCUACAACUCUGGCGCAUCAUCCACAAGCAACACCCCUGCGAACGCAUAUGAAUCAAGCCAUUCCGCCCCUCCCCCAACUGUGAAGAACGAGCCCUUUGAGUACGGCGGCCCUGCCAUAGAUCCUGCCUUGGAUAGUGUGGGUGCACCUCCGACCAAGAAAAUGCGCGUCGAUGAUCUCAUAAACUGGAGUCAUCCUCCGCCUCCUAAGCCUAAGGUCUUUCCCGACCAGCCUAAACUGGAUGAGAUUCGCGGUCUGUAUGAGGAGAUAUAUGCUUCCGGUCUGGAAGGUUUCUUUGAGACGAAGUGGUAUACUGAAGAAUGGACCGGCAACCGUCUAAUGCUCCAAGAUUCGACUCUGGAAAUGCUGGCAGGAUUUCUCAGUGUUGUGGGGAAGGCAGAGCAGAACAACCAAGCCGCCAUGAACGAGCCCGCCAACGUUGAGUUUCGUGUGGUCUGGGAUUUAGCUUGUCUAGCCCUUACGAGCGAGGCCAAGAUCAAUCCGCCUAGUGUCAUUCCUCCGGACAACGAUCCAGCGGAGGCACGAAAUCGCGUCGUCGUUAUUGAUGCGUUACUGUCUGGCGAGAUUCUCGGAAAUAAUCCAUUGGUGCGCCCACCUCCAACUGGCGAUUAUCACCGCGUCAGAGAACUCGAUUUCUGGUAUCAUUUAGGCGAGUUUUGUCGCGUUGAGCCGGUUGGGGACCCACCCAAUCCAGAUAUUCUAUCUCAACGCGAUCAAAUCCUGAGCAGGAUACGCAUGUUGCUUGACGGGAGGGAGAAUCGUGACGUCCUUUAUUCCAUCGCAAUCAUGCGGGCUCUCUCGCCAGAUUACCCUUCAGAUUUUGAGAGCACGCUUCCACAACACUUGGACGAGAACGACCCAAAGAGUAAACUAUCAGUCGCCCGUAAAUUUGUACAGGACGAAGCCAAGGUCACAGGCGGAACUACAAACAUUGUUCGACGAUUCUCCGAGCUGGCAGUCAUAGCAUUCAUCAGUCCAGGCGCCAAUGUCGCGCGACGCAGAUGGAACACCACGGAUACGUCACCUCACUAAUCAUGCCGUUAUUGCUUCAUUCUUCAUCACCGCAGCGUUGCAUUCCAGCAGCUCCAGUCUGCAUUAUACCAUUUGGCCAUUUUCCUUUGCGACUGCCUCGUUUUAAGGCUUUCAUGACCUUUAAAUUCUUGCAAGGCGCACACUCGAGCCUGGAUGUUUCAUCACGAUUCCAUCAAAUCCCAGUCAUCGACAGAUCUUUACGACUUUUGUGUCAUUCCAUCUCGACACUGUA